GCUAGAUUGAGCCGAGAGCUAACGGUGGUGUGGCCGGCUCUACGUCGUCUACUGUAGUCGUUCGUGCGGCCUUGCGCUGUAACCCGGAGCUCUGCUCUUGGGAGUUAGUUCGGUAAGAAGCGCGUGUCGGAGGCGCAGUACCCGGACGCCCGGUGUGUCGGCUCUGGAGCUUCAGGGAUCUUGACAGUCAGUUCGUCAGGCCAGAAAACGCUGGCUGGAGCCGCCCGCAGUGGGAUUCUUUGGAGAGCUAGCCUUCCCUGCUUGAAGAGGACGCUUGGCGGCGUGUCGCCUGCGUUGGUGCAACCCGGUAACUCCUCCACCCUGGUCUAGCGGUUCUGUGGAUGUCUCGGCUCUUCAGGAGAGAUGAAGAAAACCCUGCAGGAUGAGAUUGAAGCCAUUCUUCAGAAAAGGAUUAUGGUGCUAGAUGGUGGGAUGGGGACCAUGAUCCAGCGGUGCAAACUAAGUGAAGAAAAUUUCCAAGGUCAAGAGUUUAAAGAUCACACCAGGCCACUGAAAGGCAACAAUGACAUCUUGAGUAUAACUCAGCCUGAUGUUAUUUACCAGAUUCAUAAGGAAUACUUGCUGGCUGGAGCAGAUAUCAUCGAAACAAACACCUUCAGCAGUACUAGUAUUGCCCAGGCUGACUAUGGCCUUGAACACUUGGCCUACCGGAUGAACAAGUGCUCUGCAGAUGUGGCCAGAAAAGCCGCUGAGGAGAUAACUCUGCAGACAGGAGUCAAGAGGUUUGUGGCUGGAGCUCUGGGUCCGACUAAUAAGACACUUUCUGUCUCCCCAUCUGUGGAAAGGCCAGAUUAUAGGAACAUCACAUUUGAUGAGCUUGUUGAAGCAUACCAGGAGCAGGCCAAGGGACUGCUGGAUGGAGGGGUCGACAUCUUACUCAUUGAAACAAUUUUUGAUACAGCCAAUGCCAAAGCAGCCUUGUUUGCACUCCAGAACCUCUUUGAAGAGAAUUAUGCUCCUCCUCGGCCUAUCUUUAUUUCUGGGACCAUUGUUGAUAAGAGUGGACGGACUCUUUCUGGCCAGACAGGAGAGGCCUUUGUCACCAGUGUGUCUCAUUCAGACCCCCUGUGUAUUGGAUUAAAUUGUGCUCUGGGUGCAGCUGAAAUGAGGCCUUUCAUUGAAACAAUUGGAAAAUGUACAACAGCCUAUGUCCUCUGUUACCCAAAUGCAGGUCUUCCCAAUACUUUUGGCGACUAUGAUGAAACACCAUCCAUGAUGGCCAUGCACCUGAAGGACUUUGCUGUGGAUGGCUUGGUGAAUAUAGUUGGUGGAUGCUGUGGUUCAACACCUGAUCACAUCAGGGAAAUUGCAGAAGCUGUGAAAAAUUGUAAGCCGAGAGUUCCCCCUGCUAGUGUUUUUGAAGGGCAUAUGUUACUGUCUGGUCUAGAGCCCUUCAGGAUUGGACCAUACACCAACUUUGUUAACAUUGGAGAGCGCUGUAAUGUGGCAGGAUCCAGGAAAUUUGCUAAACUCAUCAUGGCAGGAAACUAUGAAGAAGCCCUGAGCAUUGCCAAAGUGCAGGUGGAAAUGGGAGCUCAGGUGCUGGAUAUCAACAUGGAUGAUGGCAUGCUGGAUGGUCCCAGUGCAAUGACCAAAUUUUGCAACUUCAUUGCUUCUGAGCCUGACAUUGCCAAGGUGCCCCUGUGCAUUGACUCUUCCAAUUUUGCUGUGAUUGAAGCUGGGUUGAAGUGCUGCCAAGGGAAGUGCAUAGUCAACAGCAUCAGUCUGAAGGAGGGGGAGGGGGACUUCCUGGAGAAGGCCCGGAAGAUUAAGAAAUUUGGAGCUGCUGUGGUGGUUAUGGCUUUUGAUGAGGAAGGACAGGCAACAGAAACAGAUGUUAAAGUCAGUGUGUGUACUAGAGCCUACCAUCUACUUGUAGAAAAAGUCGGCUUCAAUCCAAAUGACAUCAUCUUUGACCCCAACAUCCUUACCAUUGGUACUGGAAUGGAAGAACAUAACUUGUAUGCUAUCAAUUUUAUUCAUGCAACAAGAGUCAUUAAGGAAACAUUACCAGGAGCCAGAAUAAGUGGAGGUCUUUCCAACUUAUCCUUCUCCUUCCGAGGGAUGGAAGCCAUUCGAGAAGCAAUGCAUGGGGUUUUCCUUUAUCAUGCGAUCAAGUUUGGUAUGGAUAUGGGAAUAGUCAAUGCCGGCAACCUCCCUGUGUAUGAUGACAUCCAUAAGGAUCUUCUUCAGCUCUGUGAAGACCUCAUCUGGAACAAAAACUCUGAGGCUACUGAGAAACUCUUACGAUAUGCCCAGACUCAUGGCACAGGAGGGAAGAAAGUCAUCCAGACAGAUGAGUGGAGGAAUGGCUCCAUUGAAGAGCGCCUGGAGUAUGCUCUUGUGAAGGGCAUUGAAAAGCACAUUGUUGAAGAUACUGAAGAAGCCAGGUUAAACCGGGAAAAAUACCCUCGGCCUCUGAAUAUAAUUGAAGGGCCCCUAAUGAAUGGCAUGAAAGUGGUUGGGGAUCUUUUCGGAGCUGGAAAAAUGUUUCUACCUCAGGUUAUAAAGUCAGCCCGUGUCAUGAAGAAGGCUGUUGGACACCUUAUCCCUUUCAUGGAAAAAGAAAGAGAAGAAGCCAGAGUGCUUAAUGGUUCGGUUGAAGAAGAGGACCCUUACCAAGGCACCAUUGUGCUGGCCACUGUGAAAGGGGAUGUGCAUGACAUUGGCAAGAACAUAGUUGGUGUGGUGCUGGGCUGUAAUAAUUUCAGAGUUAUUGAUUUAGGAGUCAUGACUCCCUGUGAUAAGAUACUUCAAGCUGCUCUGGACCAUAAAGCAGAUAUAAUUGGCUUGUCAGGACUCAUCACCCCAUCCUUGGAUGAAAUGAUUUUUGUUGCCAAGGAAAUGGAGAGGUUGGCUAUAAAGAUUCCAUUGUUGAUAGGAGGAGCAACCACCUCAAGAACCCACACAGCUGUUAAAAUAGCACCACGAUACAGUGCGCCUGUCAUCCAUGUCCUAGAUGCAUCCAAGAGUGUGGUGGUGUGUUCUCAGCUGUUAGAUGAAAAUCUCAAAGAUGACUACUUUGAAGAAAUACUGGAAGAGUAUGAAGAUAUUAGACAGGACCACUAUGAGUCUCUCAAAGAGAGAAAAUACUUACCCCUAAGUCACGCCAGAAAACAUGGUUUCCACAUUGAUUGGCUGUCUGGGCCUCACCCAGUGAAGCCCACAUUUAUUGGGACCCAGGUCUUUGAAGACUACGACUUGCAAAAGCUGGUGGACUACAUUGACUGGAAGCCUUUCUUUGAUGUCUGGCAGCUCCGGGGCAAGUACCCGAAUCGAGGAUUUCCCAAGAUAUUUAAUGACAAAACAGUAGGUGAAGAAGCCAGAAAGGUAUACGAUGAUGCUCAGAAUAUGCUGAACAUAUUGAUUAGUCAAAAGAAACUCCAGGCCAGGGGUGUGGUUGGAUUCUGGCCAGCACAGAGUGUCCAAGAUGACAUCCACCUUUACGCAGAGGGGGUGGUGCCCCAGGCCGCUGAGCCCAUAGCCACCUUCUAUGGACUGAGGCAGCAGGCUGAGAAGGACUCUUCCAGUACAGACCCCUACCACUGCCUCUCAGACUUCAUUGCUCCUCUGCAUUCCGGUGUGUGUGACUACUUGGGUCUGUUUGCUGUUGCCUGCUUUGGGGUUGAAGAGCUGAGUAAGGCCUAUGAAGACGAUGGCGAUGACUACAGCAGCAUCAUGGUGAAGGCGUUGGGGGACAGGCUGGCAGAGGCCUUUGCAGAGGAGCUCCAUGAGAGAGUUCGCAGAGAACUGUGGGCUUACUGUGGGAAUGAGCAGUUGGGUGUCACAGACUUGCGAAAACUCCGGUAUGAGGGUAUCCGGCCAGCUCCUGGUUACCCCAGCCAGCCUGACCAUACUGAAAAGCUUACCAUGUGGAGACUGGCCAACAUUGAACAGGCCACAGGCAUCAGGCUGACAGAAUCCUUGGCAAUGGCACCCGCUUCAGCAGUAUCAGGGCUAUACUUCUCCAAUGUAAAGGCCAAAUAUUUUGCUGUGGGGAAAAUUUCCAAAGAUCAGAUUGAGGACUAUGCGUUGAGGAAGAAUAUGCCAGUGGCUGAGGUGGAGAAAUGGCUUGGCCCUAUUCUGGGAUACGAUACAGACUGACUUCUCUCUCACACUCCUUUACUCUUUGCUGUUUUUCUUUUAAACUUUUAUGUUUGCUGACCUUAAGGGGGUAUAAUCCAGUGUGCCUUAGAAACAACAACACAAAGCGCCUUGUGUCUGCCUGCCCUACCCUGCCCUGCCCUACCCUGCCCUGCCCUGCCCUGCCUUGCCCUGCCCUGCCUUGCCUUGCCCUCCCCUGCCCUACUGUGAGAGGCUGGUUGAUGGCAUUCAAUGUAGAGUAGGUCUCUAGGGUUCUGGGAAAUGAGCAAUUUUCCAGGGACCUUAAAUGAGAAGCAACAAGGUGCCAAGGCUCAUGGUGCCUCUGGGCCCUCAGGAUUGGCCCAAGCAGAAGACAUCUUUUGCAUUUCAAAGCAGGGCACCCAGCUUUUCCCUAUUUUUGCAUUUGACCCAGGAAUGCACUUGUUCCUGGGUUUGUCUUUCUCUUGGUUGGUUGGUUUGGUUUGGUUUGGUUUGGUUUGAGUUUUUGUUUGUUUUUAUUGGCUGCCUCAUAUUAAGAAAGAUUCUGAAAAUAAGGUGAAUAGGAGAGUAUAUAAAGAAAUGUCACCCUGGAGCAAAGUAUCACAUGACAUUUCAAUCAGCAAAAGACUUGGACAGGGAGAAAAGUAUUCCUUUCUUUUCUCCUGUAUCAUCUUAUUUCUGAGGUGUAACUAAGUGGAUAUAGAACUCUGUGGCAGAGGCAUGCUCACUGCUUGCUGGACAGACAGACUGGAACUGUUUGCCCUGGUGUGCUGGUAGGCACAGUCACAUUCUCCAAGUUUUUUGUCUGUUGUAGUUUCACAGUCCCUUGCUCUAAGGCGGGAAAUGGAAGAGAGAAAGUGACUACCAAAGGCAUUUAACAUCUAGCUGUUCUCAGAAUUGAACACGUUGUUAGCUAAGCCUGAUGUCCUGUGCAGAGCUGGACCCAAGGGUGGCUUAACGCCACUCAACUCUUUGUCUGCACUUGACUCCAAAUACUUAUAGUUUAGAUAUACUGCAUUGUCUUGUUCUUUGGUAUUUCUGGAGAAAUUGUACAGAACACAGGCUCUGAAGGCACGGACUCAAACUUUAACUUUUCUGUGUAGCUGCUGUGUGACAGAAGCCAAGGGCUGAGACUUCCCCACACUGUCUGUUCAUCUGACCAAUGAGAACAGUCGUGUCAGUCUGUCUCAUUGAGGUGAGGAUAACAGGGUUGUGCAUAGAGAUGGUUCUGGUACACACAGGUAUUUAGUAAGUGGAGCUUCUGUAGAGCACUGUAUUCUCAGCCCUGCAGGUGCUCAUGGGAAGAAAGAGAGAGGGCAAGGGAGGAGGGAGAGGAGAGGAGUAUGUAUGGAGUGUGACUGAUCUCCUGGGAUUAGAACCCCAACUUACAGUUUACACUGACAAAGAGAAGCAACCUCUUAUGUGUUCUACAUACCGUCAGGACUCCUCUCUGAGACAGACUCCUUCCUUGCCUCAUAUAUUGUCCCAAGCCACUUACACCAAACAUGCUCCCUGGUAUAUUUGGAGGUGAAAAGAAAAUGAUAGUUGGGUAAUGACAAUCCUGCAUGUCUGUAAUCUUUCCAAAUUUAUUUUCAAGUGUGUAGCACAGUGCUGCAUUAGGGCGGCAAACAAAAGCAUCCUCUCCCAACUCAGAUAACUGCUCCAGGGAAGACGCAGAAGGGUCGUGGACUUUUAACAUGGAUGGCAGUUAUAAAGUCUUGUCUUGAAUGCAUCAUGAGCGUCUCACUGGUGUCAAGAACUUUAGCUCUUUAAAUGUGGAAUUUUUAUCAUGGUGCAUCUUUUUCAUACUUUGCAACUGUGGUGUAGAAGAUACAUUAUAUUGAAUUAUGCAACCUGCUUCAGUUUUUGAGUCCAGGGUUGUUAAAUCAUUGGUUGGGUCUUUUGUCUUGAUUGGCUUCAUAAACCUCAACUUUUUCAUGAUGUUCAUUUUCCUCUUCUGGUUUUCCUGACCCUAGAUUAGCUUCAACAUUUACUUCUUGGAUAUGUCCCUUGGUUGCAUGAGCCUCCUCAAUAUUUUCUCCCAAAUUGACUUUUCCUUGAUUCUUCGUUGUUAGAAUAUCUGUAUGUCACAUCUCUUCAAUAGGCUGAGCCCCUGCUAGAAUGGCCUUCUCAUAGAUUGAGAAAACAUUUUCAAUAGGACUUGUGAUUGGUUCAGUAUGUACAAGACAUAUCCAAUAUUUAACAAGUUUUUUGACAUCUGGGAUUUUAUGAAUCAGGUCAUUGAAUGUAGCUAAAAUCUCUUCUUUUAGGAACCCCUUAUUAAUGAGGUUCAGACUUUCAGAAAUAGUUUUGUUUAUUUUUUCAGUAAAUAAUCUCUGUUAAUCAUCUUCUGCCAUGGUAGUCCAAAAGGACCCAACUGGGUUUUCAUUUUGCCGCUUUGGCUCAGCCUGGGAAACCACUGAAGGAGGAGGCCUUUUGAGCCUCUUUCUUUUGCCAAUUCUCCAGUUGAUCAUCUGAGCUUUCCUCUGCUAUGAUGUCUUUGAGCUGAGCUGCUCUAUGAACAGUUGCUCCUGUGACUGUGGAUCUGCGCUGGUCAUUAUCUUUUGACUUUACUAUCAGUCUGGUAUUAGACAAAUUAGUCCUGGUUGCAUCUUUAGAUGUUAUCUUCUUGAUAGGGCCUUGUCUCUUUCGUGUCCUGAGAAGAACUGGUUUUGACAACAGACACAGCUGGUUCUGAUUGAUGUUAUUCCUUUUCAGGUGACCCUUUUCUGACUGUAACAUUGGCAAGGGGCCUGCUGAGGCCCUGUUUCACAGCGCCAUGGGUACUCCUGUGGAGGCUUUGGAUAGGUGGUUGCACAAGUGUGUUCUUCGACAUAGUGCUCACAGAUUUAGUGUCUGCAGACUUGAUGGCAGCAGUUGUAUUUGAAGCUUUUAUGCUGACGGUGUUCGCAGGCUCGCACUGAGCCUUCGUGGCUUUAGACACUGUAGUGGGAACUUUCUUAGUAGUUGCAAGGCUCUCGCCUUUGACAUUGGGAAGCUUUCUAAAUGAAUUAAUCUUAGGCUGAACAAUCUGGCCAUGAUAAUAGCCAAGCACUCGUUUUUUUCAUGUUUGUGUCUUGUUUGGGCUUCUCUGCAGUCAUUUGCAUCUUUUCAAUGUCUUUAUGGUGACAUGCCUGGUCUAAGGUUACAGUCUGACCUGGGAAAUCAUCUCUCAUUGAUAAUAGCUGCAUAGCUUGAAUAUUCUCCUUCUAGUUAUGUAUUUCUGAGCUGGUUACUUCUCUAGCUUUUAAUGGAAUACAGUUUUUCUCAACCGUGCUUCCAAUAUUUUCCUAUUAGCCACUUCUGUUUUGAGUUUCACAACUUUUUUCCUUUCUUGGACCUGGUCCUCAGAUAUCCCCAUUGUCUGACCUCUGGAUAUCUGAUUUUCUUGUUUGUAUGGAAACACUGUUUUUCUUGUUAACAGAUAUUCCUAAAGUUUUUUUGCUUCCUUUGUUAUUUCCAUAGUACAGUUUAUCAUCAAAAGCAGUUAGGACAGGAACCUGGUGGCCAUGGACGAGUUGCUUCAAGGCUCACUCUGCCUGUUUUUUGUUUUUUGUUUUUUGGGUUUUUUUUUGUUUACUUUUCUUUAAGGCAUCUAUAACUUGUCCUAGUUUAUAAAUGGGAGUCAGGAGCCUGCGUCUCUUACUUUCAGGGCAUAUUUCCAUGGCAGGUAUGUUCUUUAUGCUUUGGAACAUUGAUCUGUGAGGAAGAGUAACCUUCACAUAGUUUACUGUAUUUCAUUUGAAGAAUUACUAAGUCUUUUUAUUUCCUUGCUGUUCUUUCAGCUGGCUCCCCGAAUAUGCCAUUGAUCUAAUCCCAUGGCAUAUGUCAUCAUCAUCAUCCUUUUCAUCUUCUUCCUCCUAUUUCUCUUCUUCCUUCCUCUUCUCUCCUCUCACUUCUUCCUUCUUCUUACAUUUUAGGUAUACAGAUACUCACUAAGAAAUAUAAAAGAAAACUUGAAAGCAUCCUUCUUCAUUUAUUUUAGGUAUUCCAGAGAAGCUGGGCUCAGAGACUAGCAUUCUAAACGGGGCUCUGGGGUGUGUAUGACUGCAUGCACCUAGCAUGCUCCCUCACCGUUGGCGUCUGAGAUUCUGACAUGAACUCAUUCACAUUUGAGGCUUGUAUUUUCCCCCUCACAGUUUAGAAUUGUAUAUAGGCAGACGUGCUACCCUAUGUCUGUAAUCACAGGAUUUGGGAAGUUGAGGCAGGAAGAUUCGCAUGAGUAAUAGGCCAUCCUGAGUUUCAUAGCCUCUCCGAAAACAAAAACAGGUCCAGCAGGAAGGCUUAGUGAGUAAAUGCACAGGCUGCCAAACAUGGCCUGGUGUGCGCUCUGGGGCCUACAUGGUAGAAGAGAACCAGCUCCAAAGGAAUGUUCUCCAUUUUACUGCUUGCUGUGCUGCCAGGGGCUGGUAGGAGGGACUAGGGAGAGUAGUAUUGGUAACUCUUUCUCCUUUGAGCUGUUUCACUAGCAGUUCCCCCCAUUCAUAAUAAACACACAUGGGAAUAACUCCAUUUCUAGGUGAUUCUCUCAUGUACGCUCUUCUCACAUACAAUGUGCUUUCAUGAACCAGUUGUUUUUCUUCUACUCUCACUUAAUUCAGUGGAGUCAGGGGACAUGUUUCUCAUCUCUUACCACUGAUGACUUUUUAAUUAUUGGAACUAGAGGCCUUCCUCAGGGGUUAUUUUCUCUUUGCUUUGGACAGUGGUCUUACCCUUAUCCCCUCCCUUGUGAUAAUUUUCUGUUAGCCUCUAUGAUCAUUUCUCAAUCAUUUUUUUUCAUAAGUUGUUUUCCUCUUCCUACUUCAAUUCUUACAACAGUUGCUUUCCCAGUCUGUUGUUUCAGAGGUUGAUCUCAUCUGUAGUACUCCAGGAUCCUCCAUCCUUAAUCCUUGUUCCUUUAUAAGGUUGCCACCCAAGCUCCUGAAGGAGUACACAAGGCAUUUCACAGUGAUGUAUCCCAACCUUGCUUCUGUGUGUCUCAUCUGCUCUCCAGUAGAAAGACUAAUUGGCACCACCAAAUCAGCAGAUUGCAGGCUCACCACAUACUGUCCUUUUUGGAAUAUUUAGCUCAAAAAUUUGUUAGACUUGUGGUGGAAGUAUUCAGGGAAGAUCCUGGUUGACUCCAGUUUAGGACCUGAAGAACAGAGAUGCAGCAGGAAAGGAACAGAUGAGGAACAGUAAAUAGAAACACUAAAAUAUAAAGAUGCCAGCUCUUUCCAAAUUGAACUAUGAAGCCAAGAUUUCCAGCAGCAAUGCAAACUGAUGUCAUGACGAAGAUAAGCAGAUAAUUCAUGUGGAGUAGCAAAGGAUCAAAACUGGCCAGAUGCUUCCAAAGAUGAAGAAAGAGAUUUAGGGAAUCUGUCUGACAGUACUAACAAAUAUUACUGCAGAAGUAGUGUCAGGCAUAGUACAGAAAUGGCUUAAAUCAGUGCUACCCAAAACUAAAGCAAAUGAAUGAUUUAAGUGAGAAGACUUUUUUUUUUUUAAAGUAACUAAUAAGGGAUUAAUAACUAGAAUAUAUAGAAAUUUUCUAUUUUGAAAAAUAUAGAAGAGAGAAAGGCUUUAUCAUGAGGUUGGUAAACAGAUAGAUGUUCUGUGGUGAUGAGAAGUGUGAGAUUCCGGUUCACAUCUACAACAUUUGCAGGAGUGGGGCCUACAGUAGUCACAUGCAUGUUACAUACCAGUGCUGGAGAACAGUCAUGCUUCACAGAUGGGAACAAGGCCAGAUCUCCUAGCAUGUUCAGCCAUGUCUUACAUUUUGUCAUGGCAAUAUAAUCAGGCUAGUAACAGGAAUAACUGAAGUUCUGUCCAUGGGAGAAUGGUUUUAUAAGAUACCAUGAUGCAGCAAAAUUGAGAAAACUAUAGCCACACUUGGCAAUAAAGGUAAAUCACAGAAAAUAGGGGCAGAGCAAGUCCCUUGAGUCUACUUAAUGGCAUAAUACUGUUUUUAUAGAGUUCAAAAGUAAAUGAGAUCAAAGAAUGUAUAUGAUAGUUAUGUGUGUGAUUAAAAACUUAAAAGGUCACAGAAACCCCCAAAGUAAGUUUAGUGAUAGAUAACUUUUGGGGUGGGAGAUUAAAAGGGGCCAGAGAAGAGCACACAAGUGAAUUAUGAAUAGCUGCUUUAGUUUUUGGGUGGGAGGGUUAUGGCUAUUGACUACAUACAGCAUUUUUGUACAUUUUAAAUAUGCUAUAUUUAAUGUGUAUUUAAUAUAUUUUAACCAAUAAAGAUAAAGUGAAAUGGUAUCCUCAAA
Molecule: messenger RNA, 10355 nt
Organism: Mastomys coucha (southern multimammate mouse)
Lineage: Eukaryota; Metazoa; Chordata; Mammalia; Rodentia; Muridae
Gene: Mtr
Product: 5-methyltetrahydrofolate-homocysteine methyltransferase
Exons: 33
Coding region: 364-4125 (1253 amino acids)
Biological process (GO): pteridine-containing compound metabolic process
Molecular function (GO): cobalamin binding; methionine synthase activity; zinc ion binding
Source: RefSeq, a predicted model, not a curated record